GACGAGUUUAUAUGGGCCUCGCUCGGGCAAUUGUGACGCGAGGAACGUGGAGACAUGACAACGUGAUAGAAGACAGAGACAGAAAUGUUUUCUGUACGUUUGGUGACUGCGGACAGCUAUCAGGCACAACCGCUGCCUCAGCUGGAUCCAACAUUUUCCGUAUUUCGUGGCACGGAAAUUAAAAAUGUACCCGUCAUUAGGGUGUUCGGAACAACACCCACAGGGGAAAAAACGUGUCUACACGUGCACGGUGUAUUUCCAUAUUUGUACGUACCCUACACGGGUGAGGAGAAUGAGGAUAGGCUUGCAUACAGGCUGGCAGCAUCACUGGAUGCAGCAAUAAAUAUAUCACUGGGCAGUGCCAAUUCAACGACCCAGCAUGUUUAUCAAAUUCAGAGGGUAGCUGGAAUACCGUUCUAUGGCUAUCAUAAAAGGGAGCAUCAGUUCUUUAAAAUAUCGUUCUACAAUCCAGCUAUCAUGAAGAAAGCCGCUGAUUUAUUGCAAACUGGGGCGGUGCUGGGUCAAAGUUUACAGCCGCACGAGGCCCACCUCAACUACACUCUUCAAUUCAUGAUGGAUUAUAAUUUGUACGGUAUGAGCUUCAUAAAUCUAUCAAGUGUUAAGCAUCGUAGGGGAAAUGAACCAUCAGGGGAUGUGAUAACAUCAUAUGACAGUGUAAUUACACCGGUGGACAAUGUCGAGUAUCUUCCAGUUAAUGUUUUACGCCAGAGUAUCUGCGAACUAGAGAUAGACGCUAUUGCAUCAGAUAUAUUAAAUAGGGAAGAUUUGGCUAAGGGAAUUGAGCUGAAUCCGGGAUUGUCGGCAAUUUGGAAUGAGGAGAGGGAGAGGAGGAGGCAAGUGGGUCUUGGGGGUGGUGAUUCGCAGAUUGUUAAUCCAAAGAGCCCACAGAGGCCACCAUUCCGUCCAACCGAUAGUGAUCUUUAUCAAGAGCAAAGACUUGCGCGACGUCUCUUAAUGAUAUCCCAGUGCGAUGAGAGCACCCUUUCAAUGAGUACAAAUCCAACUCCAUAUCCGGCUGAAGUUACACAGGGUGAUGUUAUAUUAAAUGCAUCAAAUUUUGGUAGUUUGAGUGUACCAACUUCUGAUAAAACUCAACGGCCAAAUGAAACUCUGAGUUUAAGCUCUCUAGGAUCCACUCAGUCCUCCCAAACUUCCCACGAAUGCAGUGUUUUGGAUUCUGAUGAUCUGCCAUUAGUGGAAUUACUGGAGAAUUUGGCUCGUGAUUCAGAUACUAAAGACUCAGUGGACGAGGACAGCAUGCUGGGCACACAGUUGUCUUCCCUGAAUCCCGACGAGGAGAAGAGUGACGAUGACAGUUGUACCAAUGAGGACCUGAACCUCACGUGUCUGGAGUUGGACUCCUGGAGUUCCUGGGAGGGUGCGAGGAAGCCCUCGACCCUGAACUCCCCCCACAAGUCUUCACUAACAGACGACGACAUGGACUCGACACUUCUGGGUGCCCUCCUGGCAGCAGGCAUAGACUCAGACGCAUCCCCAAAGACCCUAGAAUCCUCAGUUCCCCAGCUGGACGGAGCUGGUGACUUCUGCUCAAGUCUCCUGGACUCCGAGGAGGAGGAGAACAUGCAAAUGGAGAUGGAGAACACCUCCCAGCUGGCAAAAACGUCAUCAGCCUGCAACCAGUCGACCACCAACUCGAGCCUGAGUCCCUCGACCUCCUCUUCAUCCUCCGAAGGCACCAGCCAGAGCUCCUGGAGCCUCAAAUACACACCAAUAGACUACGAACACCUGCCCGACGACUUUGUCGACGACAUCGAGAACAUAAUGCAGGAGAACAUUCUCAUGGAGAUGAACUUCACGAGUGGUGAGGAGAUCCUAGCAGGUGGUGGUCUAGUUGACGAUGAAAUACCCAUUGAACGUGUCCUAAACGGCGAUCCAUGCUUCACUGAAACAGCUGAACUUGAUAAAUCCGAUCUCACUGAACUCCACGACCAAUACGUCAGCCUCCUCGACAGACAAUUACUCCCCGAGAUUUACGAAAACUCCCAGAAUCUAGAUCUCAUCAAUAACUCGGGAUCUGAGGAGGCUGACAAUUGUCAGGUUGGGAAUGAAGCCAGUGGCUUUUCACCGAAUGAAUCUGUCACCCAUAAUUCCCAAGAACCUGUUGUUGAACAUUGCAAACAAAAUUCUGGAAUUGAUGUGAAUGCUGUGGAUGAUAAAAGUGAACAAGUAAAUAGACACAUCAGUGACAGUUCUGAUUACAAUUGCAAUGUGGCAACGUGGGAGGAGCUCCACGAUUACCUGCCAAAGGGUAUAAUAAAACGAAAGUGCACGCAAAAAGUGAACAAUCAAGUUGUUGAGAGGAGGAAGAUUAAAGCAGCAAAGUGUGAAGUCUCUGGUUCUAAUGAUGUCUGUGAGCCCCCUGGGGAGACUGUUGAGGGAAAUACAUCGGGCUCAUCAAUAAUUCAGGUCAAUCAGGUGCGUGAGAAUAUCAUGGACGUACGUGUUUUUCCUGGUGUUCAGUAUUCAUCGUAUCUACUCGGUGAAAAUGAAACACUUGUCACCCCCAUUCUUGCUGAUUUCGAAGAGUUGACUGAGCCAUUGUCACCGCCAAAUGAUACGGACACAACGUCUGACUACUGUUCAGACAGAUCGCACAGGGGUGUUAUAUUCGGUGAGGAUCAGCACAGACACUGCGUUUAUUCAUUCAAUCACAGGAAAUUUGUCCAGGAUUAUGUGUUUACGUCCAAUGAGAUUUGGGUAAUUGAGAAGCGUAAGAGGGGCAAAGCUGGGAGUGCAAUUACAUCGGAAUUGUGUAACAGGGAGUGUAGACUGCCGUACGUACCAUUGGAGAAAAUUAACAUUGAGGAGGGGAGCUGUAGCCAGGAGGAUCAAAAUAUCGAGGCAGUUGAGAAUGUGAUUUUGAAUUCAAUUAGUUCAACUCUUGAUAAUUCCCCAAAAGAACCGGAUUACGGUACAACUGGGGCUCUUUCAAUUGACCUCGAGAGAGAUACAAAAGAGGAGAGAAAUACAUUCACCCGAAUUACGAGACAAUCCGAACGUAAUUUCGUUCAAUCACAAAGUUCAACUGAGAGUGGCGAUGGUCCGGUGAUCAUACGACGAGUCUUUGAGGAGAAAACCAGUGGUUCCACUUGUGUCAAGAAACGCAAGAUUAUUCUCAAAGUUGGUAGUAACACAGACUCGCAGUCUGAUGACUCGAGAGUCGAGGAUAGAUCCAAAGUUCCAUUGAAGACGAGGCGAAAAGUGAGAAGAGCCAAGACUAAAGUACCUGAGAGCCAUUCAAAUGUUGAAAAUUCACCUCUAUUAUUUGAUGAAAAAAAUCCCUCAAUUCCAGUGGCUACUUUACAAUGCAUCAAAGAGGCUUUCACUGAGAGUGAGCCCACAGAGGCAGCCAGCAGGCCUAGAAUAAUGUGCAGCAUUAAAACAAAGAGAAUUGGCAUGAAGUGGCUGCUCUCAAUGACCUCAAAAUAUCCCAGCAAAAUAAGCAAUCAAGUGGUGCAAUCGAAAUUAUCAGCACCACAACCGCAAAUUCGGAAAAUGGAAACAAUAACGCAGAGGUACAAACUGCGGGUACGUAGGGGUGAGCACGAGGGGAGAUCGAUAGUUCCAACGGUGAAAGAUGAAAAAGUUGAGGGAACAAGUAGCCUCGUAACACCAGCGGUGGAGCUCAAUAAUUCACCGAAACUUGCUGGUGGUAUUCAGGGUGAGGAUGUUGCCAUGGUACCGGAGAACGAUGCUAUUUCAUCAUCCUCGGGGGAUAAAAAUUCACAGUCUGAGGAUGAUACCACACCAGUGUACACAAAUACUGUUGCCGAAGUGAAUUUGUACUCGGGUAAGGAUUACACGAUUGAUGCAGUCAGCCAGGAGAUGCCGCAGGUACUAUUUGCCGAGGACUCGAAUCCAUCCUUCAACGAGAGUACAAUGAACAUGAUGAGUUUGAAGAGAUCAGUGGAUGAGAUUGAGGCGAUUCCAACGGCCGAUCAAUCCGAUAAUUCCAGUGUUAAAUCAUUCGAGGGGGAUGAGUACAGUGAUCACGAGAGUGGAAUUUUAUCAAUGGUGGAUGAUUCGGGAAGUAAUGGAACAGUGAAUAACGACGUUGCUGGUGAUUCUGGAAAUUCACCGAGUUCAUUCAGGGCACUUUUUAUUAAUGAAUUGCAAAAGUCAAAGAGGUGUGAACGAUGCGAGAGAUGUGAUUGUAAUUCGUACAUGAAUAUGUUAACUAAGAGUGGUGAUACACCGAGAACGGGUGCACUCAGGAGUGAGAAGAUCUAUCUUCAGGAGGAAAAAAUGAGUCUCGUUACAAAGUCCAUUUACCGGCUUAUCGGCGAUGAUGCCGAUGUGAAUACAAAUGCUGGGAGGGAAAUUGCUAGAGUUGAAAAUCACUUUGAUAGUGAGGAUGAUACCCUCAAAGAUGUGUCUGAUAAAAAUCUUGAUAGUGAUUAUACCGGUGAGGAGCGGCUGAGUUCAACUCCAAAAUCAUCGCCCAAGAAGAUCUCCAUAUUGAGGAGAAUAUAUUCAUCUAAUUCCGAGUCUUUGCAUAAUGAUGAGGCGAGUGAUUGUGAGGGAAAAAUUGGGGAGAGGAUGGAGACGGUGGUGGGUAAUAGUGGAAUAUUGGGAGAUGAAAAAAUGCGGAAUAUUGGGGCUGGGGCGAGUGAUACGGACAGUGCCGAGUUGGAUUCAAAUCUCUCUGUUGUGGAUGAAUAUAAAACAUUGGCUGAAGGUGAUGCUGUUGAUGCGGGGAUUUUGAGUGAAGGGGUUGGGGGUGAGGAGAAGUGGUUGAAAAGUGGAUCACAGGGACAGAGGGAGUCUUAUCUGGAGGUUGUGCUUGAGGAGGAUAAUAAUGUUGAAUUGGUAAUGGGUGAUGGGGAUGAGGGUAAUUCAGAGAAGACACUGUCGUGUACUGAGACUAGAGCUCGGGCGAGAUUUAAUGGUGAGUGUGGAGGUGACAGUAAAACCACUUCUACUGCAGUACUCUUGGCAGAUUACAAUUACAAAUCUGGGGAAGGUACAAAUGGAGAUAUUGUUGGUGACGCAGCUGAGGGAAGUUCGUUGGGGAUAAAAAGCGGUGGAUUUUCGGAUGAUGAGGAAAUUGUUCCUAAUUCGGUAUCGAUUGAGGAUGAUCGAUACAAACAACGUUUGGCAAUAAGUCAGAGGAAGAUAUUGGAAGAAAUGCCAGAGCGGAAUAGGGCCAUUGUGGCUAUUCGUUCGAGUGAAUUGAUUGAUAUCGAUGAAAAUACGAGGGAUACAUUUAUCCUAGAUACGGGAAAUGAUGGGAUUGAAACGUGCUUACAGAGUUGUGUACGUAGCGCUGAGGAAUUAUCAAUUGCUGACACAAUUAUCAUGGAACCAAGUCCAGACAACAGUCGCGACAAUAACGAUAAACCUUUGCUGGACGAUGGGAGUAUGGUUGAUGAGCGUUCGUGUGUAAUGGAAGACAAACAAUUGUCUGAAGAUGCAAUCACUGGGGAUUUCAAUGGAAGUGGAAACUCGGUCUCUGGCGUUGAUAAAAAUUCAACAGAUGCUAAAUCAAUAGAUGAAAACGGAGAGGAAGUUGGUGUGGAGAAUGGGGGAAUUGGUUCAGAUGAAAUUACGGUGGUCGAGGAAAAUGCUGGGUCGGGAAAUUUCUCGGGUAAAAAUACGGGGAGUGAUGGGGAGUUUUCGGAAUUACGUUGCGAGACGGUUGAUUAUAUCGAGGAAAUUGUCAUAAUUGAGGAGAUUGGAGAAUGUGGGAGGAUGACGAGAGAUGAUGAUGACCUCGCUGAGGGUCAUUCAACUGGGGUAAUAGGGGGGGAGGAGGAGGGGCAGAGGGAGAAAGUGGUGGUCGAUGAUAAUGACGCAUCUGAAGUUUUCCCGGACAUUGAAAGGGCUGGGGAAGUGAGCCUUGAGGUCAAUGACAGACGUGAGAAUCAUUCAAUUGAUGAUAAGUCCCCUGAGGAUCGCCCAACUCUCGAAGAAAAUGCAGAAGUGUUUGAAGAACCGCAAGAGCCUCAACGGGGUGCAAAGAUGGCUAAUGAUGAUGAUGAUGAUGAUGAUGAUGACUUCUGUGAAGUGCUGCCAACACCUGAAGAACAACUCAAUGAGAACACCUCGACAGUUGUCAUAGAAGUAGUUGGAGAUGUGACUCCCAUCGCCGCCCCUGAAGUUCAUUCAACCACUGAAGCCCCAGCAACCGAAGAUUCACCAUCUCCACAGAGAAUAACCGAGGAAACCCGUCAGGUGAGCGACUCCCUGGAUGACAGCGAGGAGAUUGAAUUUUUGAGCUCCCCCGAGCCCUCCGAGGACGAAACAAUAAACGUCAUUAUAAACAAUCUUGAUCACGACGAGGAAGUUGAAGAAGUCAGUUCAUCAGCCUCUAACGAAAUAAUCCCAGUGCCAGAGUGCCAGAGUCUAAAUGACGUGACUGUGUCAACAAACCCACCAGAGCCAACUGAGGACGUGAUUCCCCUCAUAAAUCGAAUAAAACACUCCCCAGAAACUUUGACUAAUCAAUUUAUCACUCUCCCGCCUGAUUUACCAACAACAGAAGUGCCAGUAUCUCCCACUAAGUGCCCCAGGUUAUUCGUUAAAUUGGAACGCCUUAACCCAGAUCUCGUCACCAAGUACCUGAAGUCCAAUUCCAAGAGAUCAAACGAGGAAACUGUGAAAAUGAGAAUUCAAAAAAGAGUGACAUUUUCACCUGUGACAUCCUACUUCGGCAGUAACGAAACAAAACCCCUGAAAAAUAGUUCUGAAGAUGGCCAAACUACAAACUCUGAAAUAACAUCAAACACCGAUGGAUCAGCCUCUCAAAACUCCAGUAAUGAGGCACCACUGAAACUUACUCGAUCAAGAGCCGACACGAAGUACCCAGGAAAGUGUCCAUUGGCUCCAUCAGCGAGAAAAACCCCCAAAGGUCUCGAGGAGGACGAGCCAAAGAGCCACAAGCGUCUAAAAUUAUCAGACGAACCUCAGGAGUCCCAUGAGCCCAACGAAAGCCAAACGAGUGAACUUUCAGAGGACGUCCCAGAGAUAGUUUACGACUCGACGAGUGCAGUCGACUCAGAGAAGAAUAAACAGCUCAAUCUUGUGCAGAGAAUCCUGCAGGAAACUCUCCUCGAGGAGAAACUGCCUGAGGAGAGCAAUGUUGAGGUGGAGAUAUUUGAAGAUCCACCAGUUGCCCCAGAAAUUCAUCGAUCCAUUCCUGAAAAAAUUCCUGAGCCAACUCCUGAGGCAGAGUCAUCAGUCUCGCCACCAGCAUCGCACAUUCCCAGGCUGGAGUUCACCAGAUUAAGCAAGAUGCCCUCAAAGAGGCCUCGCUCCCCCUUGUCGUCGAGUCCCUCAGCAGUCUCGAUAGUCUCAUCCCAGUCACUGGAGAGUUCCAUCCUCAACGACUUCCACCCCACUCACGCCGAUCGUUACGUAAACACCUACGUGAUCCAGUCAGCCUACAGAACAAAGUACCACACAGUGAGUGUUGACAAACGCCUAGCCCUCACCCAGAUAACAACGAAAGACUCUAAGCUACGAGUGCGAACGAGUAAAGAGAGAUUCCUCGUUCAACUCGGCUUGUACCCAUUGAAUCCAGAUCUCGAGGAGAAUUGGGUGAAGGAGAAGAGCCACGUGUCCUACAUUCAGCGUCAGCAGCCAAAGGUGUUGUUGCAUCGAUUGAAUGCACCCACCCUGAAGCGUUACGGAUACAAUCAUCGCUUCAAGUCCAACAGAUUUGGCAAACGUUUUCUCAAUACGAGUGACUUCAAAAUACCAGCGUACGAUGGGCCAGCUGAUCUCACCUCCAGUGAGUCUGACACUAGUGACAAUGAAGGUGACAUUACCGUGGGGGACAGGGAGAAACGAGUUUGCACGUACAGAUCAGUGAGAAAUAAAGAGAUACUGGCAACACCCAAGAAGCGCAAACAUCCUGAUACCUCUGGGGAUGGCUCACCAGUAGCUGCUAAAUGCCUUCGUUCAACGCCAAAGCGAACACCAAGCAGGCCAAGUAUGUUGAAGAGCCCUGGUCGUUUAUCAGGGAAUUAUACCCCUCUUAAAAUAAUUGUCACGUCUCCCAAGGUACGUAGAGAGGCUCCUGAUACCACUGAACUGUUGAAAAUUGAUGCUGAUGGUGCUGCUAACAGUUCGGGCUAUUGUGUCACACCAAGGAGGGGAGAACACCGAUUGCAUGAGAAUUUACUUCGUGGUAGGAUCUCCCAAGCAACGCCUAUCCAAAGAUCAGGAAGUGAUCGUAAGCUGGAACUUACUAGUAUCGAGAAAUCAUCUCGAGAUGAUACUUCAGGAAUUGUCAGGAGAGCGAGGGAAAAUAAUAGUGUGGAAACUGAGCGAGAGACGUUAUCAGACAUUGGUGAGGAUGUAUCCAAAGAGAUGAACGUUCGCAAGAAUCUUUUUACUGUGUACGAGUCAACACAAUUACAUGAUAUGAAUUUUUCACCAAAGCCAAGUACAUCUGGAAACGUAGAAAUUCAUGGUGAGGAUAUUGUGAGAGGGGACGAAGAGGAACGAGAAACCACUGAAAGGGAGAAUUUAUUAUUUGAUGAGGAAGAGGAUGACUUUAGGUUAAAAUAUUCAACGUUGGACGAGACAAUGCUGGGGGGGAAUGAAGGAGAAAGAGCAAUGCAAACUGAAUACGAAGUGGAGGACAAUCUGUGGAACAUGACAUUCACUCAGUACAUAUGCUCGCAGCAAGUGAAGACCACAGGCUCAUCGUCAGAGAGGAGUUGCUCCCAGGCCCUGGGGGAUGCCAGGAAAUCGAUAAAAAUAAUUCCACGUUACAAUGCACCUUCGGUGGAGAGAGUCAGAGGUACGAUGGCCACCUAUGGUAUUCCAACGUGCAGAAAUCCCCAGGCAUUCUUCAGCAAGCAGGCAGAUGCACCUGGACAGAAAGAACUGGCCCACCGAGUGCUCAAGGUCCCUGGGAAGGGCCUGGUGGACGUUGCUCCCUUCAAAUCAUCGAUGGAGGGGAUCACGGGUCUCAAUCGCUGGAGGAGAAUGAAGAUUAACGAGUUCCACCCUUCCAAAGGUAAAAUCCAGGCUUCGAGCAUUCGCCAGAGCCUCGCUGGUCAUCGGUCAAUAGUAAUCACACCCUUAUUGCCCCCACCCUCGCUGAAAAUCGUGAAAACGUGGAUCAAAGCACGAGGGUAUUUAAAACGACAGAGGGACGAGGAGAGGAGACGCAGGGAGGAAGAGAAAAAUCAACAGACAGAGCAGAUAAAUAAAGAACUUGAAACAAACACGGAGAGUCAAAACAAAAAUAAACCUGUCAAUGCUGCUGAGUCUGAUGAGAACACUUCAGACUCAUCGGACUCAAGUAUCGUCGGUCCCUCGCCCGAGAAAAUCAUUCAUUCAAACUCAUUAAGACUACUCGGUCGAACUCCGCGAAAUUCACAAGUAGAAAGAACUUUGCUCACUUCAACGUCGAGAACUUGUCGGUUAAUGGCUUCAAUGGAGGAAGAGCCAUCGAUGGAUUCCGAAAAAUCAUCGAGCAAAUCCCUGAACCCAUCCGUAAUGAGUAUGCUUGAGAAAUCAAAGCUAUUUAAAACCCAGACCUCCAAACACCCUGGAAUUUCCUGCGGUCAAAUUGAAUGUGUAUCAGACUCAACGAGGAGUGACGUGGAGAAUGAGAACAUGCAGAAUGCUAAAGCAGUAACAACGUAUCAGUACAUAACACUCAUGUGUGUCGAAGUGCACGUGACAACACGGGGGGAUUUACUUCCAGAUCCUGAUCACGAUCCAGUGUCAGCAAUUUUCUACGCAAUUCAGUGCGACGUACCACCAGAAUCGCCGAUGAAAUCACUGGCCCAUGGAGUGAUUGCAGUUGCUCCAGAGGGCUCCACUAAAAUGGGCUAUACCUAUGGCACUGAGGUACCUCUUGACAUUACUCUUGUCCCUGAUGAAUCGUCUUUAUUCGAGGCAUUUGUCAAACUCGUCAUUGAGAGAGAUCCGGAAGUUUUCAUUGGCUGGGAACUUGAGGCACUCUCCUGGGGCUAUAUCUUUCAGCGUGCUACAACGUUCGGUGUUAAUUUGAAUAAAAGAAUAUCGAGGAUACCCGGGAUUCAGUGCAAAUGGGAGACAACGACCCCCGACUUGGAUGCACUGGGAGAAAUUAAGUUGCCAGGACGAGUGGUACUUGAUAUCUGGCGAAUAAUGAGACACGAAAUGGCUCUGUUAAAUUAUUCAUUCGAGAAUGUCAUGUAUCACGUGAUGAAUGAACGAAUAUCAUGUCCAGGGUUUAGAACGCUGACCGAGUGGUGGAAUAGAGAUGAUUUUAGCGGUCGUUGGAGGGUUGUUGAGCACUAUGGGGUGAGGGUACUUGGGGUUUUGAGGAUUUUGGAGCAAUUGGAUAUCAUUGGCCGGACCAGUGAGCACGCGAGACUCUUUGGCAUUCAGUUUUAUGAGGUUUUUACGAGGGGCAGUCAGUUCAGGGUGGAGUCCAUUAUGCUGAGGCUUGCUAAACCGCUGAAUUAUAUUCCUGUUUCACCAUCCCCACAGCAGAGAGCUGCCAUGAGGGCUAUGGAGGCAUUGCCACUUAUCAUGGAGCCGGAAUCGAUUUUCUACAGUGAUCCUGUCAUUGUUCUAGACUUUCAGAGCUUGUAUCCGAGCAUUAUCAUUGCUCAUAAUUACUGUUUCUCCACUUGUCUUGGGAGAAUUGAACGCAUUGGGCAACAGUGUCCCUUUGAAUUUGGUGCAUCUGUUCUCAGAGUGACGAAAAAUACGGCUUUGAAACUCCAGGGAAAAGUUAACUUUGCACCUUGUGGUGUUGCUUUUGUUAAGCCGGAAGUUAGAGUUGGGAUUUUGUCGAGAAUGCUGACGGAAAUACUGGAGACGAGAUUUAUGGUGAAGAAAGCUAUGAAGGAUCAUGAUAAGAAUGAUAAGACACUGCAGAGGGUACUGCAUUCACGGCAACUUGGGCUCAAGUUUCUUGCGAACGUUACUUAUGGAUACACUGCUGCUAAUUUCACGGGACGAAUGCCUUGUAUGGAGGUCGGUGACAGUGUUGUUAGCAAAGCCAAAGAGACGCUCGAACGUGCAAUAAAACUCGUGGAGUCAACGACCAAGUGGGGGGCGAGGGUGGUUUAUGGAGAUACUGAUUCACUUUUCAUUCUGGCGCCGGGAAAGUCCAAGGAUGAGGCCUUCAAAAUUGGGUAUGAAAUGGCAGAAGCUGUUACUGCGGAUAAUCCAUCGCCUAUUAAGCUGAAGUUCGAGAAAGUUUUGUUUCCUACUAUUCUCCAGACGAAAAAGCGUUACUGCGGUUACAUGUACGAGUCCCCGGACCAAGAGAAGCCCACGUUCCUGGCCAAAGGCAUCGAGACAGUUCGUCGAGACGGUUGCCCAGCCGUCUCCAAGAUCCUCGAGAAAUCCCUAAAAAUCCUCUUCGACACUAAAGACGUCUCCCAAGUGAAGCAGUACGUGGUCCGCCAGCUGGACAAGGUUCUCCGUGGCAAGGUGUCCCUCCAGGACCUGACAUUCGCCAAGGAAUUUCGAGGUUUGCGUGGCUACAGAGAGCGAGCCUGCGUUCCAGCCCUGGAGUUGACCCGUCGCCUGAUGAAAAAAGAUCCCCGAGCAUUGCCAAGGCACAACGAGCGAGUUAAGUACGUGAUUGUAGCUGGUGCACCCAAUCAGGCGCUUAUUCACUGCGUCAGAUCUCCCUGGGAGGUGCUAAACGAUCCUGGCCUGCGGCCCAACGCCGUCUAUUACAUAACUCGUGUAAUAAUUCCACCACUCAAUCGUUGUUUGAACCUAAUGGGAGUUGACGUUAACACUUGGUACAGAGAAAUGCCACACAGACAUAUUUUAGACAAUCCCAUUGCUGUACCGAGUGAUAAACAGAAACAAACAAUUUUCCAAUAUUUCGGUAAUAUCGUUUGCGCUGCGUGUGGGCAGACUAGCAACAAGGCUUUAUGCUCUGAUUGUCAAUCAAGGCCAUCUGAUACUCUUGUAAUGCUUAAUGAAAAAUUGAGAUGGCUGGAGAGGGUCUGUGAACAAGUCACGAGUAUCUGUCAGUCCUGCACAGGGCGUGGCGAUACUCCUGAAUGUGUCUCGUUGGACUGCCCAGUUCUCUAUCGUCGUGCUCAGGCACAGAGAGAAUUAACACAGGGAGCUCAAUUGGAGAAAAUAAUUAAAGACCAACAUAUUGAUUUUUAAACCAACUCCAUUUAUUACGUAACUCGUGUAACAAUUCCACCACUCAAUCUUUGUUUAAGCUUUAUGGGGGUAGAUGUCAACACUUGGUACAGAGUGAUGCUACACAGACAUAUUUUAGACAAUCCCAUUGCUGUACCGAGUGAUAAACAGAAACAAACAAUUUUCCAAUAUUUCGGUAAUAUCGUUUGCGCUGUGUGUGGGCAGACUAGCAACAAGGCUUUAUGCUCUGAUUGUCAGUCAAGGCCAUCUGAUACUCUUGUAAUGCUUAAUUAAAAAUUGAGAUGGCUGGAAAGGGUCUGUGAAUAAGUCACGAGUAUCUGACAGUCCUGCACUGGGCGUGGCGAUACUCCUGAAUGUGUCUCGUUGGACUGCCCAGUUCUCUAUCGUCGUGCUCAGGCACAGAGAGAAUUAACACAGGGAGCUCAAUUGGAGAAAAUAAUCAAAGAACAACAUAAUGAUUUUUAAAUGAAUUUCGUGAUAGUUUAUUUUAGGCUUCCAAAAAUCAGGGGUAAUGAGAGUCUAUUUGGAAUGAUCUUGAAGUAUUUUUCAAGCUCCUUGCAUUCCUCACUAUUUUCUAUGAUGCAAAAAAUAAACCUAUUGUUUGAUGAAUUUAAUUAUUCAAUGGUGGUGAGCGAAAAGUGUCUUGCGAAUUGAUAAAUUGGCAUUGAUAAUGUUUUUACAAUGGUACAAUACAAAGUUAUUUUCUAAUACCAAAAUUUUUAUACUGAAUAAUGGGGGCUUGUAAAAGUGAUAAUGCGUAUAUUUUUCAUAGUGUAAUGUUCAAUUUUCUUUUUUUUUCGGGAAUAUCUUCCGUAGUUUCUACUACAAAUGCUCUUUGCUCAUCAGUAAACCAGAAUAGGUUUAUUCAUUGUUUUAAGUAUUUUUUGAAUUAAUUCCACCAAAGGUUUUUGAGAAUUGCAUCACUCGAGCUCAUUCUUAUUGGAGACCAAAACGAUAGCAUUUGUGGAUCUCACUCGACAUGAUUGAUUGCACAUUGUCAUCGAGUCAUUGCUCCCCAAUAAUUUCGAAUCGCACAUGGACAUAAUCAAUAGUAAAAUUUGUGGAAGACUUAGAGUCUCCAGGUUAGUGUAAAAUUAAUGGAGAAUUCGUCUGAUGACCUCAGUACGCUUAGUAAAUCGAUUUAAUUUCAUUAGAUGAUAAUUGAGAGGCUGCAAUACGUCUCGAAGUGCCAUUGUUCCUCAUUAUUAAUCUCAUGGAGAAUACUUACCGAAUUAAAGUUUAUCAUAAAGUAUAUUAUUGAUGGAAAAAAAGACAUUGAAACGAUUACAAAAAUGAAAACUUAUCAGAUAUCAAAGGGAAUUCGUAUGCCGCCGGCGGUAUGUGAUGUAGCAUUUGCACCUGAUCAAAUUAAUCGUAAGGGAAGUAACUUAAAAAUUUCUGGCCGGUUAAUUGAAUUUAAAAUACAUUUCGAGGGAUUUUUAAUUCGGUAAAAUGUACUAACUCCAGCGAUUAUACGUUUAUCGUAAAAGUGACGUUUUUUGGGACAUUGAGAUGAAUAUAUUUGUACAAAAAAAAUGUGCAGAGGGAAAUUGUAAAGUAUUGUAAGCAAAUUAACGGUUGAGUUUUGUCCCUUGAGGGGAGACUCUUAUCCGUUUUCGACAUCACGGAGCAGAUGAUUGAAUGCAAGACUUGAGAAUUAUUACUGUAAAAUUAUGAAAUCGAAGAUGUAAUACUAUUCUUUGGGUUUCCCCAGGUUUUUGGAAAUUUAUCGAACGAAUAUGGACCAUAUUUUUAAUAUUCAAUUUCUUAAUGCAAAAUUUCUCAUGAAUUGAAGUCUGAAUACUAAAAAUGUAGCUUGUAAAUGUUAUUCGAUACAUUUCUAUAAAAUUCGAGAGGAAUAGGGUCAGAACUUUCUUUUCGGUUUUAUAAUUUACAAAGAUUUUGUCAUUUUUACUUUUCUUCUCUUUUUCACACACAGCAAAUGAGGAACAUAUCCUUAAACAAUUCGAAAUUAAUUGUUGCAUCAAAUACUUUUAUCUAAAGAGACACUGGAAUAUGAAAAUUGGAUGAAAAAUACUGCAUACCUAUUUUUUAAUUCUAAAAAAUGAUGAAAAGUCAAGAAGUUGAAGACUUAUUGCUUUUUCAUUAUUCGUCGAAAUAAGAAAGAAAAAAAUUUCUCAUCGCAUCUUCACACUCCACAAUGAACAAAAUCAUGCAAUAGUCCGUGGCCUCGAGAAUAUACAAGAGUUUCUCUUCACAAAGAUAUGUAAAACCACUCACUAAUUGGAGGAGCUCGUAUAAGUGAUUAACAACGAAAGAGUAUUCAUUCAUUGCGUUGUAUGUAUUACGUGAGUUUAUCGUUGUUAACCAAUUUGAUUGAUGAGUAAAAGGAAGCGAUAUAAAUACGCAUAAAUAAAUGGCGCGUGUGUGAUAUAGAUAAAUGUGGAUUAGGGAAGGGCAUUUAAAAUGUAAACAAUAUCCCCCCCCCCCAUGUAUAUAUUUUAUUCAUUUUUUCGUACAAAUGAAAGACUGCUAACGUAACUUCUCUACGCCACAUCCUAAAACGCGUAACGAUAAGUUAAUAAAUUGAAUGAGAUGAUUAUUCUAAAGGCAAAUAGUUAGUUUAGUUUAUUGAUGAUGCAGGAAAGGAAUAUUAAUGAUAACACAGUCGUUGUUGAGGUGGGGCAUUGUUUUCGCAUUAUUUUCCUCCCAGUUCCUGAAGGCUCGUUGUUCUGAGUUUUUAUUUUUGUACUUAAGUUGUUUCUGUGAGAAUGCCCGUGCGGCAUUAUGUGUCACAAUCUGUCAAUUUUUUUUUCUCCUUCGUUUUUACAUUUCAAAUAUUUUUUGAAUUAUCAAACUUAUUGGUGAAAAUACCCUAAAUUACUCCAUUGGAUUUAUGAUUGAUAGAAGAAAAUGCCUUUUCUGAUGACUGUGAUACAUGGUCUCAUUUGAGUUAUUAUAUCGUUUUUCCACCUUUGUAGUAUAAUUAAUAAAAAAUGUAACUCUUGAG
Messenger RNA from Diachasma alloeum, 15103 nucleotides. RefSeq lists its product as uncharacterized. NCBI's taxonomy places the organism in Eukaryota, Metazoa, Arthropoda, Insecta, Hymenoptera, Braconidae. Gene Ontology annotation, molecular function: DNA-directed DNA polymerase activity; DNA binding; nucleotide binding. The record is from RefSeq and is a predicted model, not a curated record. The transcript is spliced from 11 exons. Gene Ontology annotation, cellular component: zeta DNA polymerase complex; nucleus. Gene Ontology annotation, biological process: double-strand break repair via homologous recombination; error-prone translesion synthesis. Bases 85 to 12132 code for a protein of 4015 amino acids.